Homarus americanus (American lobster) is the source of this 2110-nucleotide messenger RNA. Its product is annotated as programmed cell death protein 6-like. Gene Ontology annotation, molecular function: calcium ion binding. NCBI's taxonomy places the organism in Eukaryota, Metazoa, Arthropoda, Malacostraca, Decapoda, Nephropidae. The record is from RefSeq and is a predicted model, not a curated record. The coding region runs from base 16 to 579 and encodes 187 amino acids. The transcript has 6 exons.
ACGGUUGAAACUUUGAUGUGUUCGGACGCCUGGCGGUCAGUGGGCGGACAACACACGGACCGUAAGGCUGACGGUAAAUUGUCUCUGCGGUUAUUGUUCUUCAUAGUCGACAAAGAUCGAAGUGGUGCCAUUGAUGCAAGAGAGCUGCAGUCUGCACUCUCUAAUGGAAAUUGGACACCAUUCAACCCUGACACUGUUCGACUGAUGAUUGGUAUGUUUGAUAAGAAAGGGUCUGGCACCAUCACAUUUGAAGAGUUUGGGUCAUUAUGGAAGUAUGUGACAGACUGGCAGCAAUGUUUCCGCUCUUUUGAUCGAGAUAGCUCUGGCAACAUUAGUAAAGAAGAGCUUAGGACAGCUAUUACUACAUUUGGAUACAGGUUUUCUGAGCCAUUUUAUGACGUGUUGAUGAAGCGUUUUGAUAGAUCUGGAAAGGGCGUAGUUCAUUUUGAUGACUUCAUUCAGUGCUGUAUAGUGCUUCAUACGUUGACAUCAGAAUUCCGUCAGCGUGAUCAGGAGCAGAAAGGAAUUGCCACCUUUACUUUUGAUCAGUAUAUGUUAGUCAUGGCUAAAAUCUUGUAAAGUUGUCAGUGUCGAUGGUACUGAGAUGGCUACUGUUACAUACUCUAACCCAGGCCUUUAGCUACCAUGACUCGGAUCGCGAUGGCGUCAUCACAAUUUCUUAUGAACAAUUUCUUCACAUGGUGUUCAGUCUCAGAGUGUAGACCUGGAUAACUCAUAACAUAAUUGCAGCAAUAUUCAACCAACUUGCUCUUGCUUUGACUUAGUUGAGUGAAGCUAUUUAUAAUAAGUUAGUUUAAUUAUCUUACACAAAUUUUAGUAACUUUUUAAGAAUAUUAUUACAUGAUAACUUAGGAAAACCCUAUUAAAUGUAGGCGAGGUUAUGAUUAUAAGACUGAGUCAUUUACUCUGAGGGAUGAUUCAGCAGGUUUUGAUACUCUACUGUUUACAGUGUCUGUUCCUCACCUGCUCCUACAAUUCUCUGGACUUUUAUCUUAGCCUUAAUAGUACAGUAAUGAGAGAUACUGAAGCUUUCGUGAUACUGUACAGUACUUAGAUUGUGAUCUAGAUUUUCAUCUUACUUACAUUAAUUACUAAGAAUGCGUUACACAUAUGGCAUUAUAGUGCGUAUGUUUGCAGAUCAUAAAAUUCUUUACAUUUAGUAUGUGUAGCUUUUCAGUGUAUUGUUUCUUUAAUAGCUAAUUGCAGCAUGAAUAGAUGUAAUAGAUUUAAUGUUAUGCAUUAUGAGGUCUGCAUAAUAUGCACCAACUUUUUUAUGAAUAUUAUUUUACUUAAUUAUUGUUGUAUAUUAUUAAUGACAAUGAGGAUUUCUGAAGGUUUUCAGUUAAAUGUUUUAAUACAUACACAGUACUGUUAUAUAUUUCUUUAAUUCUUUUGACAUAUAGUAUAUGAAUGUAAAGAUAGGAAUCAACCCAACUGUGCCCUACUAUACAAAAUAUUUUAGAAUGUCUUUUGUUGGUUUUCUGUCUUAGUUUUGGUGUACAUAUAGAAAAAAGUCCCUUAUGCCCUACAUUUUUUUAUCUUUUGUAUGGAUGUCAUUUAAGUCUAUGACAUUGAAAGUUAUUUUCUUAAAAUCCGUAAUUGAGAAUAACUUAUUAUGGAAACUGAUUUACUCUUCAAUUUUUUCUAAUUACAUGAUAACCAUAUAGUCUUCAUUAGAUUUACUCCAAUUAAGGCCUUGCAGUAGGUGUAUUAAUGGUCAUUUAGGAAAAAUAUUUUAAACAUAUGUUACUCAGGAACAAGGAUGUAAUGUGUUCUGGACAGUUGAGAUAUCACAUAGAUAGUAGUGAUAUCCCCCUUAGCUGGAAUAAUUGGUGCAGAGCUCCUCCGGUGAUGAGAGAUUUCCAGGUAAUGAGACUACUCUCUAAAAAAUGGAAAAAUCCCACAUCCCCUUAACUUUUCCGGUACAGUAAAGCCUCGAGUAACCACAGUAAUGUGUCCGCCCAAUAUUGCAGUGUAAGGUGAAUCAUUGUAUCAUGAAUCAUUAAUUACCAUUAACAUAAAGCAAUAAUAAUGAGAUGCAUUCCCCAGUGUGACCUUUUCAUAACUUUUGUGUGGCCUUUUACCCUCU